This is a messenger RNA of Acanthoscelides obtectus, 999 nucleotides long. NCBI's taxonomy places the organism in Eukaryota, Metazoa, Arthropoda, Insecta, Coleoptera, Chrysomelidae. The record is from the annotation of a GenBank genome assembly.
AUGUCUCGACAACAAACAACCCCGCGUGAGAGACGAAUGAUCAUCAAAUGUUAUGAGAUGGUAAUAUCCAGCGCGGAGAUAGCAGAUCAGUUUGAUAUGUCGGCCAUCUUCACAAAUUUCUCAAUGCAUUUGCGAGCUGAGUACCGAAUGUUCAUAUCCCCUAAGAAACUAAUAGAUACGUUUGGACUAAUAUACUUUUGCGAAGAGCAAAAUGCUUGGCCAGCGUUAUCGGGUGUCGUCACCGACUUUUCAUUUGCAAAUGUGCAUGCUGUUUGCAAAGCCUUUAACAGACGUACUAUAUCGGAAUAUAUUCAGUUAUGUUACGAUAAAGCCAUAGAAGGAAAAUCGACAGAUAAUAGUGUCAUUAAAAUAUACUUGUGCUGUGCUCAUUUUAUAAAAAUGAUAUGUCACGAUAUUGACCGCAUAGCGAAAUACGACACACAGCGUCGAUAUUUCAAAGACAUGCUUGCAGCUGGCUUAUCCAUUCAUAACAUCAACGACUUUGAUGAUUUCGUUUGUAGUACCUAUAUUAUCUUGAACUCCCAAUACAAUAGUCAUUUAGUUGAACGAUCGAAACUAUUUUACAAAAAGGUAGCAGAUGAAUUCCAGGCUGAAAGUAUCAAUGAAUUCAUUUACAUUGAAAAUGCUAUUGAAAUCGACCACCAAAUAUCUGAUGAAGUAAUUUAUACUUCAAGUCCUUUUUAUAAGCGAUAUUUAUCUUUAACUCAAAAGAUCUCAAUUACAUUUGCUCCGAGGUAUAACAAAAGUGAAUACUUCAAUGAAGAUAUGCUACAACUUGUUGCAAAAAAAUACAUGCCAUAUUGUCCGUUUUGGUCGAAAUUGAUGAUAGAAAGUGGCCCUCUGUUAAGCAACGCUUAUGUCCAAAACUAUUUCGGACAGUUGAAACAAAACUCUCUCAAUGGAAGGCGCAAUCUGAAAUGUUCAGAAUUUGUCAGGAUACUGAGAAGAGGUAUGCUGUCUUUGAGCAAGGAGAGUUAA